Chilo suppressalis (striped riceborer) is the source of this 2074-nucleotide messenger RNA. The record is from the annotation of a GenBank genome assembly. Lineage: Eukaryota; Metazoa; Arthropoda; Insecta; Lepidoptera; Crambidae.
AUUUUGUUGGAUGAUGUUAUUGGGACUGUAUGAAUCUAGCUCAUGUUUUGUUCCUUUAUCGGUCGAUUGUGAUGUUAUUGGCAUUAAAAAGUUCUCGCGUCGACCGACGUAGUUUAUAAAGUUAAGGAGUUUGCGUAUCUCGUUAGUCUACGUCGUUGUAUUUCCAGAUUGAGUCGUGCGUGUCUUAGCGGUAGAGUUGACCCUUUCACUUGUUUGUGUACAGUUGUGUUAUCGGUAAUUCUAUCAGUGGUUGCAUCAGGAUUAUUCGUUCAAAUAAACAUGGACGGUCCGACCGGGCCAACUCCAUGCGACCGAGUGGGGCAAGCGACCACCAGUGGCGACGGUUUGGACAGACUCUCCUUGGACGCAGCCUGUGAGGACAGUUGCCAAUGCAGCAAGUCCCAGCCUGAAGUGAAGGUGCGCAGCAAGAGAUACGGCAGGGGUGCGGUGGAAUCAGGGUUAACGCACGAGUGUGGCGUGUUCGGCGCGAUCGGCACGGGCGAGUGGCCCACACAGGUGGACAUCGGACAGGUCAUAUGUUUGGGCCUAGUGGCGUUGCAACACAGAGGGCAGGAGUCUGCGGGUAUAGUGACCUCAGAGGGAAAAAGUGCACGGACCUUCAACUCGCACAAGGGCAUGGGCCUCAUUAACAAUAUAUUCAAUGACGAAGCCAUGAAGAAGCUCAAAGGGAACCUUGGUAUUGGACACACUAGAUAUUCGACAUCGGCCGCUUCAGAAGAAGUGAACUGUCAACCGUUCGUGGUGCAUACUGCUCACGGCGCGCUCGCGGUUGCUCACAACGGAGAGCUCGUCAAUUGUAGUAGCCUCAGGAAAAUGGUACUCGGUCGGGGAGUCGGUCUGUCCACGCACUCGGAUUCAGAACUGAUCACACAAGCGCUCUGCCUCAACCCACCUGAAGGGGAGACCAAUGGACCCGACUGGCCUGCCAGGAUCAACCACCUUAUGAGACUUGCGCCGCUGAGUUAUUCGUUAGUGAUAAUGCUGAAAGACAAGAUCUACGCAGUCCGCGACCCGUACGGCAACCGGCCGCUGUGUCUCGGCAAGAUUCUACCGCUCGGGUCCUCAUAUGUCUACAAACAGUCUUCAUCACAGCAUGCGGCGGUCCUUAUGAAUGGCUGUGCGAAGAACGGCAUCGACGACAAGGCGGAGGGCUGGGUGGUCUCCUCAGAGUCCUGUGGAUUCCUCUCUAUAGGCGCGCGCUACGUUCGCGAGGUAUUACCCGGCGAAAUAGUGGAGAUGUCUCGACGCGGCAUCCGCACUGUGGCCGUAGUGGAGCGGCCGGCCGGCAAGCAGCAGGCCUUCUGCAUAUUCGAGUACGUUUACUUCGCGAGGGCGGACAGCAUGUUUGAGGGGCAGAUGGUGUAUUCGGCGCGUAUGCAGUGCGGUCGCAUGUUGGCGCGCGAGUCUCCCGUAGAUGCGGAUAUUGUGUCUUCGGUUCCGGAAUCCGGAACUGCGGCCGCGCAUGGUUACGCUAGACAGUCGGGAAUACCAUUUAUGGAAGUUCUAUGCAAGAACCGGUACGUGGGUAGAACUUUCAUCCAACCAUCCACUCGGCUACGACAGUUGGGAGUCGCCAAGAAAUUCGGCGCGCUAUCAGAAAACGUGAUCGGAAAAAGAAUAGUGCUCAUAGAUGACUCCAUAGUGAGAGGGAACACUAUAGGACCUAUUAUAAAGCUGCUGAGAGACGCGGGCGCAGCCGAGGUACACAUACGUAUCGCGUCGCCGCCGCUCAAGUACCCGUGCUAUAUGGGCAUCAACAUUCCCACUAGAGAAGAACUCAUCGCCAACAAGAUGGACUCCUACAAACUGGCCGAGCUUGUCGGCGCGGACAGUCUCGAAUACCUCAGCGUUGACGGUCUAGUUAGCGCCGUACAUUACAACAUGCGCGUCACUCCUUCCGACGGGCUCGGAGGGCACUGCACCGCCUGCUUGACUGGCGACUACCCGGGGGGCUUGCCCGAUGACGCUGAUUGGUGAAAUGUAAGCGGGAAUAACUAUACUUUACUGAAAUAUACUAUGCUAAAAUAUUAUACUAUGGUACACUAUGCAACAA